Messenger RNA from Contarinia nasturtii (swede midge), 1767 nucleotides. It is a transcript of the gene por, whose product is annotated as protein-serine O-palmitoleoyltransferase porcupine. Gene Ontology annotation, molecular function: Wnt-protein binding; palmitoleoyltransferase activity. The record is from RefSeq and is a predicted model, not a curated record. The transcript is spliced from 6 exons. NCBI's taxonomy places the organism in Eukaryota, Metazoa, Arthropoda, Insecta, Diptera, Cecidomyiidae. Gene Ontology annotation, cellular component: endoplasmic reticulum; membrane. Bases 225 to 1601 code for a protein of 458 amino acids. Gene Ontology annotation, biological process: Wnt protein secretion; protein palmitoylation; lipid modification.
GUUUUACACACAUGCAUUGAUCUCCCCACUCUUUCCAAACAGCCUCAAAGCACAAAUGUCAAAACAGCUGUUAAGAGGAUUUUUUUUUGUAAGACGCUAGUAUCAUAGCCGGUAAACUCUCAUCUCCAGUCAUUCACAUUUUAAUAAAUUUGUUUUAGUGAAUUUGUGUUUUUUUUAUAUCAAAAUACGUAUAAAAAUCGAAAAAGAAACAACAACAACCAAAAAUGGAUUAUUACGAGGUGGAUCACGUAGAUCAAAGAAUCGAUAAUAUACCUGAUUAUGAGAUGUACGAACCGUCAACAGCUGAAGUGUGGGCGACCUGUGCAUGGCCAUCAAUAGAACAAAUUUUAAAAUAUUGUUUGCCAUUUAUAUUUUGGAAUAUUGCAUUUCGAAUAACAACACAAACUUUUCACAUACCACAGCCUCUUCAGCACAUUUCAUCAAUAAUUUGUGGUUUAUCAUUAUCAUAUACAACACUUGGCGUAGACUUUUCAUACAGUUUGAUCUUUACAUUAGUUGAGUACAUUGUGUUGUUGUCCAUUCCGUUUGUGAAACAAAAGAAGUAUGGCAUAAUCUUGACAAUAUUUUGUUUGGCCGUUUUAAUUUCGGGUGAAAUAUUGGAUACGGCAGUUUUAACGUGGCAUAGAAUGCGUGGCACCCAAAUGAUUGCUGCGGUGAAGAUAAUUUCUAUUGGUUUUGACAUUGAUCGAAAGUUGAUAAGAUAUUCGCCGAAUUUCUUGGAAUUUUGGGGCUAUAUUCUAUGCCCUGGAAAUGUGAUAAUGGGCCCAUGGUGUGCCUAUAACGAUUAUUUGAAUAUUUUCAAUCGUUCCAAAUGGUCAUACACUUGGAUAUUUCAAGUAAUUUUGAAUGGAGUGAUAGCCAUAUUUUUCUUACUAGCUUCAAACUGUUUCAUCGAUGCAUAUGUUCCAGAUUUUCAUUCGGCCUGGGGUGGCGCUUAUAAAGGAGCAUUAUCAUUUCGAUGUAGUCACUAUUUCGUCUGUUUUCUGUCGCACUGUACAAUGUUGAUGGCCGGUUUGGGUACAACACGCCAGAAGCAAAAUCGAUUUUUGGGCUACUCAAUUACGAGGCCAUGGCUCAUCGAAUUGCCACGAUCUUUGGUCGAUGUUGUCGUUUCAUGGAAUCUCUCAAUGCACUAUUGGCUGAAGACCUACGUUUUCUUGCAAUUGAUACCGCAUGGACGUUUCAAAGCAGUCAUACUUACGUACAUUAUAUCAUCACUACUUCAUGGAGUAAAUAUUCAAUUAUCGGCUGUACUGUUAACACUCGGCUUUGCUACAUAUGCAGAGCACACCAUUCGCCAUAAGGUGGCCGACAUUUUUGAUGCAUGUGUCUUGGCCAAUUCGUGUACCGAUUGUACACAUCGUCAUAAUAAUCGGAACGUAUUGGUCAUUGGAUUUAAUCUCAGCUUUCGCGUAUUGGGAAUGUUACAUUUGGCCUAUUUGGGCAUUUUAUUGGACGGUUUCGUUGAUAAACCCGAAAUUGGAGCAUCAAUAAAAACUGUUCAUGAACGUUGGAGUAAUUUGGAUUAUUUGAGCCAUUGGAUAAUUCUCGUGACAUUCGGCCUCGGUGCCAUCAUUUGAAAUAUAAUAAUCAUUACAUUUUAACCGUCAUUAUAGUGCUGUGAUCGAUAUCAACUCACCAAUUUUCAUCAACCAUAUUUUAAUUUUUAAUUUGAAUUAAGAUUUAAAAUAAUCUCAACAAUUGAUAAAUGCACAUUAUUCAAGAAAAAAGAAUCAAACUAUGGAA